GGCGGAGGUGCUUGUGCGCGGAUAGAAGCGGCAAAGUGGGCACUCAUUGGCCCGCUCCGGUCAGAGCCGAGACGUUUUGAGGCCUCCAAUUGGCCGUGGGACAGCGCCUUAUCGGCCUAGGGCGGUCCUUCGGUCAGGAGCCUGGGGAGAACUGGGAAUCCGGGCCCGCGCGUUCGACACCCAUUGAUCGCCUUAGGUCAGAGGGGCGGGCCUUAUGGAUCUCCUCUAGCAGUGAUUGGUCAAUUGCUAGGAGAGGGUUGGGCUACGGCGAAGACACUCUCCCCAAACCUGCGCGGAGGUGGAGUGGCGGAUGGGGAGAGGGGCGGGGUAGGACGGUAGGACGGUAGGACGGUAGGACGGUAGGCCGGUCCCGACUGCAGUGGCCGUCUCAGUAAUUGGAACUGCUCCAGUUGGACCACGUCGUCUGACCACUGUUGGAGCUUCGAGAAGCCUUGAUCCUGGCCAAAGAGCUUUCCUUCAACACCCGUCGCCAUGAGCUCUCUUCACGUGGCUCACCCUUACUGGCCCCGAAACCUCCAGCUCAGUUCUUAUGUGCCCAACGACCUGCCGGUGUGGCAGAUCCUCACGGUGUUCUUUUCUGUCUCGGGGGCGCUCCUGGUGGCCACUUGGCUGUUAUCUGGCCAAAGGAGGAGAGAGAGCAAACCCCCGCAGCCGCCUCUGAGCCCCUGUCGCCGCCUGGCAGUCUGCUGGUUUGCCAUGUGUGCCUUCGUGCACUUGGUGAUUGAAGGCUGGUUUAGCCUCUACAAUCAGGAAAUUGCUAGGGAUCAGAGCUUCUUGUCCCAGCUGUGGAAGGAGUACUCCAAGGGUGACAGCCGCUACAUUCUGGCGGACAACUUCACUGUAUGCAUGGAGACAGUGACAGCCUGUGCCUGGGGCCCACUCAGCUUGUGGGCUGUGGGGGCCUUUCUGAGACAGAGGCCAGAACGCUUCCUUCUCCAGCUUAUUAUUUCCUUGGGUCAGCUGUACGGUGACGUCCUUUAUUUCCUCACUGAGUACCGAGAGGGCUUUCAGCAUGGGGAGUUUGGACACCCACUCUACUUUUGGUUCUACUUUGUCUUCUUGAAUGCCUUGUGGAUUAUCGUGCCUUCCGCCCUUCUUCUGGAUGCCUGGCGCCAACUGGCACGUGGCCAGUUGCUGGCAGAUGGUGCUGGCCCUCGGGCCCCGAGAAGACAGCAUGAGCAUCUCCAGUGAAGAUCUCAUGGAAGGGAGAAGGGGGGGAAAGGGAACAUUUUGUCAUAUUGAGCCAUCCUUCUGUCGUGCCACCGUUGGAUUUUGUUGCGGUCUAUUAUCUUUAUUAUCUUUGAGGCAGUUUCUUUCUCUUGCCCUGACUUGUGGGGUGGUUGGAGACUCUUGGUUCCAUGCACACAUACACACCCAUUAGGGAUCCACCCUUGACAUUUUUAAUAAAGGCUGUUGAAGAAGGCCCCAAAUACCCA
Messenger RNA from Sarcophilus harrisii (Tasmanian devil), 1457 nucleotides. It is a transcript of the gene EBP, whose product is annotated as EBP cholestenol delta-isomerase. Gene Ontology annotation, biological process: cholesterol biosynthetic process. The record is from RefSeq and is a predicted model, not a curated record. Gene Ontology annotation, cellular component: endoplasmic reticulum; membrane. The transcript is spliced from 5 exons. Gene Ontology annotation, molecular function: C-8 sterol isomerase activity; steroid Delta-isomerase activity; cholestenol delta-isomerase activity. Bases 493 to 1212 code for a protein of 239 amino acids. NCBI's taxonomy places the organism in Eukaryota, Metazoa, Chordata, Mammalia, Dasyuromorphia, Dasyuridae.